CAAGUUGUUACACAUGUUUAUGUACAUGUCACUGUCGCAUAUACCAUUCAAAAUUAUUAGUUUCCAACGCACUGUGGCUAUGCUUCUUUGACCACCCUCACUCAAUCAAUCAUGUUUCUUCCCCUAAACUAAUUUCAGUCUUUUUCAAGCUUCAUGUCAACUUGCGUUCCUUCUUAUUUAUAUAUCUCUGUGUCAGAUCAUAUGUUAUUCUUAUCAUUAUUAUUAGCUCAAGGUACAUAUAUGAAAUUAGAAAAAUAGCUGCAGAAAAAGAAAAAAAAUAAGAAACAGCAGAGAAGAAAGAAAGAACAAAGGAAGUGGCAUCAAAGAUGGGAACUGUUACUCGCAGCUCCUCAGAAGUGUAUACAAGUGACAGUGAAAAGGGGUUUGCGAUCAACCACUCUACUCCGCCAGAGCUAGAUGCAGGGGCAAAGUUUGUUCUUGUGUCUCGAGGAUCAUGGUUGCACUGUGGGUAUCAUUUGACUACAUCUAUUGUGGCUCCGGUGCUUCUUACUCUUCCUUUCGCCUUCACUUUGUUGGGUUGGGUUGGAGGAGUGCUUUGGUUGACUCUUGCGGCUGUUGUCACAUUCUAUUCAUAUAACCUUUUAUCUGUGGUCUUGGAGCAUCAUGCACAGCUUGGCCGUCGCCAGCUUCGAUUCAGGGAUAUGGCUAGAGAUAUUUUAGGACCUGGAUGGGCUAAAUACUAUGUAGGGCCGCUUCAAUUUGCCAUAUGCUUUGGCACAGUGAUUGGUGGUCCUCUAGUGGGAGGAAAGAGCCUCAAGUUCAUUUACCAGCUCUACCACCCAGAUGGAGCAAUGAAGCUUUAUCAAUUUAUCAGUAUAUCUGGUGUGGUAACACUGCUUUUGGCUCAACUUCCAUCCUUUCACUCCCUGAGGCAUGUUAAUCUGAUUUCUCUGGUUCUUAGUGUGCUGUAUGCCACAUGUGUCGCAGUCGGUUCUAUAUACAUUGGUCACUCAAAAGAUGCACCACCUAGGCAUUAUUCUGUAAGAGGUUCUGAUGUAGAUCAACUUUUUGGUGUCUUCAAUGGUAUUUCUAUCAUUGCUACUGCAUAUGCUAGUGGAAUCAUUCCAGAAAUACAGGCAACUUUGGCCCCUCCUGUGAAGGGAAAAAUGUUGAAAGGACUAUGUGUCUGUUACUCUGUUAUAGCCACCACCUAUUAUAGUGUUGCCAUCUCAGGUUAUUGGGCAUUUGGUAAUGAUUCCGGUGCAACAAUUCUUGCUAACUUUAUUGGCAAGACUAAGCUUUUGCUUCCCAAAUGGUUUUUCUUGAUGACCAAUAUAUUCAUCCUUCUACAAGUGAUGGCAAUGACAGCGGUUUAUCUGCAGCCAACAAAUGAAUUAUUUGAAGCAACUUUUGGAGACCCAAAAAUGGGACAAUUCUCCAUUCGCAAUGUUGUUCCAAGGGUGCUGUCUAGGUCACUAUCAGUGGCAGCAGCCACGGUUUUAGCAGCAAUGUUGCCAUUCUUUCCAGAUAUAAUGGCCUUGUUUGGGGCAUUUGGAUGCAUCCCUCUUGAUUUCAUUUUGCCUAUGAUUUUUUACAAUGUGACUUUCAAGCCCUCAAAAUACAGCAUAAUGUUUUGGGUCAACACAUUGAUUAUUGUAGCAUCCUCAAUUUUAGUUGUAAUUGGAGGAAUAGCAUCAAUUAGACAAAUAGUACUUGAUGCCAAAACAUAUCAUUUAUUUUCAGAUAUGUAAAAAUUAUAGCAAUACAUACAAACACCAGUGCUAAGUUUCAUUGCAGUUCUAUUGGUCAUCUCAAAUCAAGCAAUUCUUUCAACAGUGUGGAUUUUCUGACCCAUUAAUCAAUUCUUUAAUAAUUUAUCAAGACAGAACUGUGAGGUAUUAGGACUUUAAGAAACACAAUGAGCAAGAAGAGUGAAAUGAAAGAACACACACGCAAUCUCUUUUAUUUUCAACACCCACUCAAACCUCAACCUUCAAGGAAUUUCACUAUGCUUCAUCCCAAGCCCAACAUCGUACGCCUUCCCAAAACCGAAGUUGUAGUGCCACCUCUGCAGGUGCAGGCUGAGCCAAACGUUGAUCUCUCUUUCUCCACCAUCACAUCCAAUCCUACUAUAAUCUCCCAGGCUUAUAUAUUAGGAGGGUUGAUCGUAUCAAAAUGGAUUUGGGCAAGGUGGAAUGAGAGGAACCACGGAGGGAGGUUGAUCUUAUCAACUGAACGGGAUGAGAUGUCUUCUAGGAAUGUUAUUGGCAUGGAGGAUAUUAGUAGAGAGGUGAUAUGGAAGGAAGAUGUGUUUUUGAAGAUUGACAGUGUAGGAUUAGAGAUUAAAAUGUCGAAGCAAUUUGCAAUUGUUCUGUUUGCAUUAGUAUUAGUAUUAGUAUUAGUUUUCAUGGUGUUAUGGUAGGGAGUCAUAAUGCAUCAUAGCCUUGGUUCUUUGGUCUUUUUUCCCCUUCUGUCUUGUAAUGGAGAUUAUGACUCGUGUAAUGAUUUUUCGAUUAAUUGAAAUUUUUUCUUCAUUGA
Cajanus cajan (pigeon pea) is the source of this 2499-nucleotide messenger RNA. RefSeq names its product GABA transporter 1. The record is from RefSeq and is a predicted model, not a curated record. Lineage: Eukaryota; Viridiplantae; Streptophyta; Magnoliopsida; Fabales; Fabaceae.